AUAGAAUGACUCUGCAACUUGGUUAAAUGUGUCUCUGUGAACGCAAUUAAGACGAACGCAUCACUCAGGCAUUGCGAAGGCAAAAGAAAAAUUGUAACAGCUUGCUCGUCACGUUUCGACUGAUCUGAACACAAAUUGCCCUCGCGCAUGUGCAAAUUCCGCCGAGUCAUUCUUUUCGCUGCAUAUAUGAGCUACAACGAACGACUUCAAACGAGUACAUCAGUGCGAAACGAAUGAUGUGAAGCGAGUAGUCGAGCGAGUCGUAGAAGAAAUUGCUGCGCACAGUAAUUGUAUGGUUUUCAUCACCGAUCCGGUUUAUCGUGGUCUACUUGAUGAAUAUUCCGCAAUGUCCCUUAUAUCGAGAUACGAGAUAGGCCUACGCGACAAUGAGGAUUUCUCGCGGCCAAGAAAAUUAAUAGAGAAGACACUUCGGCAUAUAAAAGCGGCGGGCUGUAACUCGUACGUUGUUCUAAUCGCUAACGGACUCCUGGCUUCGCAAUUCCUACAAUACGCUGAAGGAGAACGUCUCCUCGACACGCGAGGUUACUUUUUGCUCUUCUACGACAGUCGACUGUUAAGGCCGGAGUUGCACUAUAUCUGGAACAGAAUCGUCAAUGUGGUGUUCGUACGGCGUUACAGUAUGUAUAAAUACCGGUCGGGAGAACGAAUUUUUAUCGAGCGCAUUGACCUCGCUACCGUUUACUAUCCGUCGCGCGAACGAGACGUUACGGAAAUGAAGUACAUCGACACGUGGUACGACGGCAAGUUGCGUUACGGCAACGACCACUACUUGUCGAAAACUACGAAUCUUCACGGCAACGGUCUACGAGUCGCGGUUUUCGAGCACAUACCGGCCGUGACGGAAACUUCGCGAGAAUACUAUGAGCAAAAUUCGAACGGAAGCUCCAAGGCUUUGGGCGUCGAGUUCGAGUUGAUCCAAGUCAUAGCGAGAGCGAUGAAUUUCAAAGCGAACUACUACAUACCCCUUAACAUCGAGAACGAGAAAUGGGGUAAAGCUGGCGACAACGAUAGUUACGGCGGCCUUCUCGGCGAGGCGAUCAACGGGAACGCCGAUUUUUUCCUCGGAGACCUGCAUUACACGGUGCACCAUCUAAAUUAUCUCGACCUAUCCACACCGUACAAUACGGAGUGCCUCACUUUUUUGACGCCGGAAGCGUUGACCGAUAACUCAUGGAAAUUACUGAUACUGCCUUUUAGGCCGAAUGCGUGGAUAGCGGUGUUUUUCGUACUGCUAAUGAGCAGCGGGCUUUUCUACUUGUUCGCGUUGUUAUACCAAAAGUAUAUAAUCUCGUAUAAAUACAUGAUCAGUACGACGAACGAAUACGACAGUUCGAGAGAUCUGUGCGAGUUCACGGAUCUCCAAAGCAGUUUAUUAUACACGUAUAGCAUGCAGCUUCAGGUAUCCUUGCCGCGUUUGCCGGACGCGUGGUCCAUGAGGGUCCUAAUCGGCUGGUGGUGGAUCUUUACCAUUCUGGUAGCCGUUAUCUAUCGCGCCAGUAUGACAGCUACUUUGGCAAAUCCCUUCGUUACAAUAACUAUCGAUACCUUGGCACAAUUGACGAGAGCGUCAUUGCCGAUAGGAGGUUGGAAUGAGGAAAGCAGAAAUUUCUUUCUCGCUUCUACUGACCCGCACAGCCAGGAAAUCGGCAGCAAGUUUGAGCUGGCGGAAAACGAAAAAGAAGCUGUCGAUCGGGUGGCCAAUGGGACAUUCUGUUAUUACGAGAAUUCGUAUUUACUGCGACACCUACGCGCUAAAGAAAUAUUCGAGAAAGCUAGACAGAAAAAUAAAAGCGAGGAGACCGGAUCGAUGGUCAAGUACCAUCUACACAUUAUGGAGGAAUGCGUCGUCCACAUGCCGAUCGCACUAGGCCUCGAGAAGAAUUCACCGCUGAAGUCGCAUGUGGAUAUAUUGGUCAGCCGAAUGAUUGAAAUCGGUUUAGUGGGCAAAUGGUUGAGCGAUGUUAUGGAGUGGUCAAAGAUCACCGAAUCACGGCAAAAGACGGAAUCGGAAACGGCGCUGGUGGACCUGCCGAAAUUAUACGCCGCCUUUGUUGCUCUCGCAAUCGGUUACUGUUUUAGUUCCGUAGCUUUGCUGGGCGAGAUACUCCAUUGGAAGUACGUCGUUCUGAGAGACCCAGCGUACGACAAGUAUCAUCUGGAUACGUUUUAUAAGAACAAUCAUAAAUUUAAAACUUGAAACAAUCUCUUGGACUUUAU
Molecule: messenger RNA, 2238 nt
Organism: Dinoponera quadriceps
Lineage: Eukaryota; Metazoa; Arthropoda; Insecta; Hymenoptera; Formicidae
Gene: Ir68a
Product: glutamate receptor ionotropic, NMDA 3A-like
Exons: 10
Coding region: 293-2218 (641 amino acids)
Cellular component (GO): membrane
Molecular function (GO): glutamate-gated receptor activity
Source: RefSeq, a predicted model, not a curated record